CUCCUUUCUGUGUUUGUUUUGCAGACAGACGCUGGAGGCUUCUUCCUACUCAGUGGUGCCGUGUAAGACCUCCACUAUCGCAGGACAUCUCGCUCAGUCAGCCGCCUUGGACACAGAUGGACCAGCAGGCCCAGUCCUAUAUGCUUGCCAGUCUGACACGGCCUCACUCAGAGCAGCUGCUGCAAGGCCUACAGCUGUUACGGCAAGAUCACGAGCUGUGCGACAUCGUGCUACGUGUGGGCGAUGCCAAGAUCCACGCGCACAAAGUGGUGCUGGCCAGCAUCAGCCCAUACUUCAAGGCCAUGUUUACAGGCAAUCUGUCGGAGAAGGAGACCUCAGAGGUUGAGUUUCAGUGCAUCGAUGAAGCUGCCCUACAGGCCAUCGUGGAAUACGCGUACACAGGAACAGUUUUCAUCUCGCAGGAAACGGUGGAGUCUCUCCUCCCAGCUGCCAAUCUGCUCCAGGUGAAACUUGUGCUCAAAGAGUGCUGCAGCUUCCUGGAGAGCCAGCUGGAUGCCGCAAACUGCAUUGGCAUCUCGCGCUUCGCCGAGACGUACGGCUGCCAUGACCUCUGUCUGGCAGCCACCAAGUUUAUCUGCGAGAACUUUGAGGAGGUCUGCAGGACAGAGGAGUUCUUCGAGCUCACCAGGGAGGAGCUGGACGAGAUCGUGUCCAGUGAUUGCCUUAAAGUGCUCACGGAAGAGACGGUCUUUUAUGCGCUUGAGUCGUGGAUCAAGUAUGAUCUGAGCGAGAGGCAGCAGUACCUGGCCCAGUUACUACACAGCGUGCGGCUGCCUUUGCUCAGUGUUAAGUUUCUGACGCGCCUCUAUGAAGCCAAUCACCUCGUCCGGGACGACCACGCGUGCAAACAUCUUCUCAACGAGGCCCUUAAAUACCAUUUCAUGCCAGAGCACAGGCUUUCCUACCAGACGGUUCUGUCCACCAGACCACGCUGUGCACCAAAGGUUCUUGUUGCAGUAGGAGGCAAGGCAGGACUUUUUGCCACUUUAGAAAGCAUGGAGAUGUACUUCCCUCAGACAGACUCGUGGAUUGGCCUGGCCCCACUCGGCAUGCCCCGCUGUGAGUUCGGCGUCGCCGUUCUGGACCAGAAGGUGUACGUGGUGGGUGGUAUCGCCACACACAUGCGCCAGGGCAUCAGCUACAGGCGCCAUGAGAGCACUGUGGAGAGAUGGGAUCCAGAUAGCAACACCUGGUCCUCAGUGGAGCGCAUGGCGGAGUGCAGGAGCACGCUCGGGGUUGUAGUGUUAGCAGGGGAGCUUUAUGCACUUGGGGGAUAUGAUGGUCAGUACUACCUCCAGUCAGUGGAGAAAUAUGUACCCAAAGUGAAAGAGUGGCAGCCUGUAGCACCCAUGACUAAAUCACGCAGUUGCUUUGCCACCGCAGUGCUGAACGGGAUGGUUUACGCUAUCGGAGGCUACGGUCCUGCUCAUAUGAACAGUGUGGAGCGCUAUGACCCCAGCAAGGAUUCCUGGGAAAUGGUAGCACCCAUGGCUAACAAAAGGAUAAACUUUGGUGUGGGAGUCACGUUAGGGUUUAUAUUUGUCGUCGGUGGACAUAAUGGCGUUUCACAUUUGUCCAGCAUUGAGAGAUACGACCCUCACCAGAACCAGUGGACAGGAUGUCGACCCAUGAACGAACCCCGAACAGGGGUCGGCUCUGCCAUCGUGGACAACUUCCUGUACGUGGUGGGAGGUCACUCCGGGUCUUCUUACCUGAACACCGUGCAGCGCUACGAUCCCAUCUCGGACAGCUGGCUGGACUCCAGCGGCAUGAUAACUGUGUUCCUCGGAAGGCCGCUGCAGCUGUGUGGAAACUGGUCCAGGAAAAAGAGAGCGCUGUUCUUUUCAGGAUUCGGGGGGUUAAAGGAGGACAGGCCGUGGAUCCGGGAAAGACGUUUUUCCGUCGUGCGAGCAGAGACCUCUCUAAAGGACGAGAAGGUGCUGAACGGCAGGAGACGUCAGUCACUUUGUGGUUUCUUGGAUGGCAUUGUGGCAUUUGUCUGUGGUAAUGCCAUUUAUUCUCUGAUCGAUCUCUCUCUCUCUCUCUCUCUCUCUCUCUCUCUCUCUCUCUCUCUCUCUCUCUCUCUCUCUCUCUCUCGAGCCGAGCUACAGGUGCAGAGAGCACCGAAAUCUGUGUGUCUGCAGGUCUGUGCCUGGAGAUGUGUAUGCAUGUCGUGGAUGGAAUGAGAGGUGCGUGUGCAGGACAAGCACUCAGGCUCGGGGUUAAAAUCACGGGCCGGGUUAGAAAUGUCUGCAUCUAAAGUAGUGCUUCAUGAAAAAGUGGAAGAAAAAAAACAAAACUUUAUUCACACUUUAAAAGGGCUGCCUUUCUGUCAACUUGUGUAUAGUUUGACUAAAGAAUAUAGAUUAUAUCCUCCAGUGCAUUGCCUGUAAAUGUUAUCUGCACUGUUUUGUGUGUGUGUGGACUGAAUAUGUUCAUGUUUCACUCCAGUCUCUUAAGAAUUCUUCCAAGUUCUACACAUCUCUUCCUUGAUAGCUGUAGAACCUUCGUCUUGGGUUUUGAAGUAAAUGUACUAAUGUUGCCAUGCCAUGUCUUUAUUCUACACCUUUUCUCUUACAGGCAUUGAAUGUGAUCUGUCUGUCUGUCUGUCUGUCUGUCUUUUAACCAUUGCAGGGGUGUGGGAGAUAAAAGUAAAACUCUACUGGUGCUAGUUAAUAAUUCAGGAUUCGUUUCUUUGAUCUGUCAUUUCACAAAAGCGUAUCGACUUUUUUUAAUUUUAUUAUUAUUAUUUGUGUUUUGUCAUGUUUUUGUUAUCAUCUUGAGACAAGAAAAAGAAGCUCCAUCAAGCCCUGUGCAAUAACAUCACUCAGAUAAUCGUGUCCAGCUCAGCACUCGGAAAUACACCCAGCGGCCACUUUAAUAGGAACUUGGUGUUGAUUCUAGGAUCCCUGUUCUCGGCUGCAGGCUGGAACCCAGCGUGGUCUUCGGUUCUGCUGUUGCAUGCUGAGAUGCUUUUCUGCUCAUCACGGUCGUAAAGAGUGAUUGAGUUACUCUAUCCUUCCUGGCAAAAAAAAAAAAGCUCAAACCAUUGACUCUGGCCAUUUUCUUCUGACCUCUCUCAUCAACAAGGCGUUCGUUUCCACCCACAGAACUUUCUCUCUCUCACUCAAAAAAAAAAAAGUUUUUUGUUUUGCGCACCAUUCUGUGUAAACUCGAGAGACAGUUGUGUGUGAAAACCCCAGGAGAUCAGCAGGUUCUGAAAUACUCAAACCAACAGUGAAAGAAAGUCACACUUUGAGAUCACAAUUUUUCCUAUUCGGAUGUGUGAUUUUUUUUUUUUUUUUUUUUUUUUUUUAUUAAUUACCCGAAGCUCUUGAUUUGGAUCUGCGUGAUUUGAUGCAUCGCCUUCAAAUCGGCUGAUUAGAGAACUGCAUCAAAACAGCAGUAGGCGUGUUCCUAAUAAAGUGGCCAGUGAGUGUAUAGCAUUCUAACUUCUUCUUUUUUUUUUUUUUUUCUUUUUACACACCGUGACUGAAACUCGUUAGCCCUUCAAAUCCUGACCGAGGUUUUUCAUACGCGCGUGUUCAAAGGCAUUUGAUUAAAUACAACACGUGUAACUCUCUUUAACCGAUUCUCAAAUUAUGAUAAUGAGGUUGAUGUUCGGUGAAUAGCAUACGUUCGAUGAAGGCGGUCUCCUCAUUAAUCGUAACGCAUAUCAUCCUGCACAGGUUCCGGCGUUUCUCAGAGCCUUUAUCGAAGAAACCCUCUGUCGCGUUUCCCCGUCUCCGUGUGAAGCGAUUUAAGAGCCGUUUGAAGGUGAAUUUCACACGGGCUUCGCGAUGCGCCGAAAUAAACUUUGAGACCAGGGAACUCUUGGAAAGUUCUUCAGUAAAACAGUCGAUAGUUUUCAUAUAGUAAUAAUACAAGCCGUUAUCUCUAGUGUCGAUAACGUGGCUAAAGCGCCAUUUUAAAUGUUUUUGGGGUUUUUUGUAUUUGUUUUAGCAUCCUGUCAGUCAUGUUCUAGACACGCCCCUUCGCAUCCUCAAAUCAUCCUGAGGAGAAGUUGACGUUUAUAAAGGUUCGAUGUGCCUUUCAAAAUCGCGACAGUCGGUGAUGCUAGUUUUGUAGGCGGAGCUUUAAUAUAAAUGGAUGGGAAUCCAUGAGUGGGCUCAAUAAGUUUAAAAAAAAAAAAAAAUCAAUUCUUAUUCACCCAUUUAAGCAUUAGAGACUUAUUUUUAUUUUCAACUCGAAUCUUACCAAAUGCGCCUUCAAGACCGAAUGGAAGAGAAACUCUUGUCAUCCUGUAAUAUUUUAAAUCAUUUGGAAGCCAUUCUCCAAAACUCCCAUGCGUCAGUGUGAGGAAGUGAUUACGUGUUUAUUCAAAGCUCUUCUGCGCCGCUGUAUAAACCGAUAAUCAGGCACGAUGGAGGGGGAGAAGAGUGUUUCCCUGAGUGUUUUUUGCACGUGGGUGACGUUACAAAUGGAGCUCUGCAUUGCACUUAUUAUUACACUUUGUGUGUGAGAUGCAUUUAAGUUGAAGGCAUUUAAACGAUGCAAUAAGACCAUUUCUUUUUGUUGUUGUUGAAAACAAAAUGCUGUGACUGAAA
Neoarius graeffei (lesser salmon catfish) is the source of this 4589-nucleotide messenger RNA. RefSeq names its product kelch-like protein 28. NCBI's taxonomy places the organism in Eukaryota, Metazoa, Chordata, Actinopteri, Siluriformes, Ariidae. The coding region runs from base 117 to 2207 and encodes 696 amino acids. The transcript is spliced from 7 exons. The record is from RefSeq and is a predicted model, not a curated record. Gene Ontology annotation, molecular function: protein binding.